Molecule: messenger RNA, 1845 nt
Organism: Aphanomyces invadans
Lineage: Eukaryota; Oomycota; Saprolegniomycetes; Saprolegniales; Verrucalvaceae
Exons: 5
Coding region: 65-1687 (540 amino acids)
Biological process (GO): carbohydrate metabolic process; N-glycan processing
Cellular component (GO): Golgi membrane; endoplasmic reticulum
Molecular function (GO): calcium ion binding; mannosyl-oligosaccharide 1,2-alpha-mannosidase activity
Source: RefSeq, a predicted model, not a curated record
CGUCCGGUUGUAGUUAGGGUGGUUAACCGGAUCCAGCAGAUCGAAGACGACCAAGGUGAGAGACAUGGCGCGGGUGCCGAAUCGGGUCAAGAUUCCGGUGGUCCUGGUUGUCGUCGCGCUGUUUGUGGGCGUCCAGAUCUACAUUGUGUCCCAGCUGGAUAUCUCCUCUGUCACAGACCGGUCUUUCGAGACCUUUUCCAGAUCUCGGCGACUCAAACCGUCGCCGCCUGCAACACCCAUCGCACCAACACGGAACCACAACAUGGCGCGGCGGCGAAAGUUCAUUCCGAUUCCGCAUCAAGACCUGAACGCGACACAAAUUUCUCGACAGGACGCCAUUCGACGCGCCAUGCAACACGCCUGGACAGGCUACGAAACCCGUGCCUUUGGAGCGGACGAAGUUGCUCCAGUGUCUGGACUGCCGCGACCGAACGUAUGGGGCGGUAUCGGAGUUACUCUUGUGGACUCUUUGGACACGUUGUACAUCAUGGGCAUGCAGGACGAAUUUGAACGUUGCCGAUACUGGGUUGCCAACGAGCUGGACUUUUCCCACUUGGGCCAGGACGGCACCAUGAUUAGCGUGUUCGAAGUGAUCAUUCGUGAGCUUGGUGGGCUCCUCAGCGCAUACGAUCUGUCGCAAGAUGACGUGUUCAAGCACCGCGCAGUCGAGUUGGCCGAUUUACUCUUGCCAGCCUUUGACGACCAAGUGUUUUACACGAAAUUCAACGUCUUUACACAGCGCAGGACGAUGAACCACUGGACGCGGUACCGCGCAUUCUUGGCAGACGUCGGCACGCUCCAGCUCGAGAUGCGCUACUUGACUGACGUCACAGGCAACGCAGAGUACGCCGAGAAGGGCGACGCGUUCUACGACGUGAUCCAGCGAGAGGGGUCGUACAAACGGACGGGGCUUUUUCCCGUCCACUUUGAGCCCGACUCGGGGACGUUUUCCCGCUCCGACACGUUUGUGACCAUUGGAGCGCUUGGUGAUUCGUUCUAUGAGUACUUGCUCAAGGUGUGGCUGUACAGCGGUAAGCGAAGCGAGGACGAGUUCCUGCGCAGGUUGUAUGACGAUGCCGUCGAUGGCAUGGAGAAGCACUUGUUUGUGCACUCGUUGCCGGACGAUGCGUACUUUUUGCAAGAGCUACGUAUUCCUCAAAUGGAGGGCACUCCCCAGCAAGACCACUUGCUUUGCUUCGUGCCAGGCAUGCUCGCCUUGGGCACGGUUGGCGAGACCGAUGCACACAAAGUGGACAAGCACUUGGACAUGGCCAAGAAGCUCAUGCACACGUGUGUGUCGUACUACACGAGGCAACCCACGGGCCUCGCGCCUGACUUGGUCCACUUCCCCGGCUUCGACGUGCAAAACUCCAUCUAUAAACUUCGCCCGGAGACCGUCGAGAGCCUCAUGUACUUGUUCCGAAUCACACAGGAUCCGAUCUACCGGGAGUGGGGCUGGACCAUCUUUGAGUCGCUGGAACAGCAUGCCAAGACCACGUACGGGUACGGCGCUGUCCGCAACGUCCACGAUCUCAGCGUGUCGUACGUUGAAGACAAGAUGGAGAGCUUCUUCCUCGCCGAGACGCUCAAGUAUCACUACCUCCUCCAAAGCGCGCCGUCGUUCCUUCCGCUCGACCAGUUUGUGUUCAACACGGAAGCGCAUCCGUUCCGGAUUGCCACGGUGUGAAUCGCCGUAUUCCAGUUGAACCAAUCAAAACAGGUGGCAUUUCAAAAAGGUGAAUUUAUUUUCGGCAACACGACGUGUGGUUGCUAGCGGGAUCGCCGUAGCGCGCGGGGAAUGCAAUGAACAACGAUGAGGCACCACAUACAUGCCCUCUUCCCGUU